Molecule: messenger RNA, 2218 nt
Organism: Eucalyptus grandis
Lineage: Eukaryota; Viridiplantae; Streptophyta; Magnoliopsida; Myrtales; Myrtaceae
Product: CDP-diacylglycerol--serine O-phosphatidyltransferase 1
Exons: 13
Coding region: 666-1943 (425 amino acids)
Biological process (GO): phosphatidylserine biosynthetic process
Molecular function (GO): L-serine-phosphatidylethanolamine phosphatidyltransferase activity
Source: RefSeq, a predicted model, not a curated record
CGAGCGUGAAUGCGGAGAUCAGCAAUUAAUGGGUGGGAAUCAUUAAAUGAUCGCCUCUCCUCUCCGUCGCGCGACCCUUUUAAGCAGCCGUUCGCAGGGACGCGCAGAGGGGUUGGCUUUCUGUAUUCAUCUCCGUUCCCUCUCCUCCUUCCCCCUUCUCUCUCAACCUUUUCGAGCUCUGUCGUCAUCGUCGUCAUCUUAAAAGCCUUAAAGCUUCCUCCUUUGCCUCUCAGAUUCGGAUAUAAAUAAGUUUUCUCGGUGCCAGAGCGAAAAGGGUGCCCCCCCAAGCCAGCAAUCUUCCUGAGUUCCUUUUGCUCUCUCUCUCUCUCUCUCUCUCUCUAUCUUUCUCCCGUCAACUCGCGCUUCUCCGUCGUCUGAUGCUGCAUUGAAUUCUUCGCCGCUCGUUAAUCUCGCGCGCGCGCGGGCGGCGCGGGGCGGGGCGGGGCGAGCGCGCAGGGAGGUUCUCUCUCUCUCUCUCUCUCAAACGCUCGAGGAUCGAUCGACCAGUCGCGGCGGCGGUUCCCCCCUGUAGCGUCCGUCUCCGCGAUCCGACGGCCCGGAUCUUCUCGUCUGCGAUCGUACGGCCGAGGGAUCCCCUGUCAGCCCGUCCCACCCUCUCUUUUUCUCUCUCUUAUCUCUACGUACUGAGUUGUAUCUUAUCAGCUAUGGAGCCUCAUGAUCAUAGAAGACAAAGGAGACAGAAUAAUCUUUUGCACGCAAAUGGCAAUGGCAAUGUGACUGUUGUCGAUGAAUUUGAUCCUUGGACUGCAUGGGCAUACAAGCCACGGACCAUAUCCCUCUUACUAAUUGGAGCAUGUUUUCUGAUAUGGGCAAGUGGAGCUCUUGAUCCAGAAAGAAGUGAAUCUGGUGAUGUCGUUACAUCUGUGAAAAGGGGGGUGUGGGCCAUGAUUGCAGUGUUUCUGGCUUAUUGCUUGCUGCAAGCCCCAUCCACGGUCCUUAUUAGGCCUCAUCCUGCAAUUUGGCGUCUAGUCCAUGGCAUGGCUGUUAUAUACCUUGUUGCUCUCACAUUCUUGCUUUUUCAGAAGCGUGAUGAUGCUCGACAAUUCAUGAAGUUUCUCCAUCCUGAUCUGGGAGUCGAACUUCCUGAACGAUCAUACGGAGCUGACUGCAGGAUUUAUCUCCCAGAAAAUCCUACGAGCAGGUUUAAGAAUGUUUAUGAUACACUGUUUGAUGAAUUUGUGCUUGCCCACAUCUUUGGCUGGUGGGGAAAAGCGAUAUUGAUUCGUAAUCAGCCACUUCUGUGGCUGCUAUCAGUUGGAUUUGAGUUCAUGGAGCUCACAUUUCGUCACAUGUUACCCAACUUCAAUGAGUGCUGGUGGGACAGCAUUAUUCUGGAUAUAUUCAUAUGCAACUGGUUUGGUAUUUGGGCUGGAAUGCAUACUGUCAGGUAUUUUGAUGGGAAAACAUAUGAGUGGGUUGGUAUAAGUCAACAACCUAAUGUCAUAGGGAAGGUUAAACGGACAUUGGGACAAUUCACCCCAGCUCAGUGGGACAAAGACGAGUGGCACCCCUUGCUUGGUCCAUGGCGUUUCAUUCAAGUCCUUAGUCUUUGUGUUGUCUUCUUGACAGUGGAGCUGAACACAUUCUUUCUCAAGUUCUGUCUGUGGGUUCCUCCAAGGAACCCGGUCAUCGUGUAUAGGUUGAUCCUAUGGUGGCUCAUUGCAAUCCCCACAAUCCGUGAAUACAAUUCAUAUCUCCAGGACAGGAAAAAGGUGAAAAAGGUUGGGGCUUUAGUUUGGCUUUCGCUGGCAAUAUGUAUUGUGGAGCUUCUCAUAUGCAUCAAGUUUGGACAUGGUUUGUAUCCAAACCCGAUGCCUCAGUGGUUGGUAGUCUUCUGGUCUUCUGUUGGUUUGGGCAUCGUAGCAUUUCUCAUUGUCUGGUCGUGGCAGCUACAUAGAAGCAUGCAAAGAAAGAGGCAUUGACUUACGAUUUAUCGGGCAUUGAUUCUUUGAUUUCUUUUUCUUCCUUGUACUGCUGUAUAUGCUUUUAACGUCUUAAAGAAUUGUAAAUGCUUGUUUUGCUAGGCCAGAGAGAAUCAGAGUCCUAGAUAAUAGUCAGUUCGUGUCGUCCUCUUAAGGGACUUUUUUUUAGCAGUUUCGGUCAGAGAGUUGCUUCCAUGUUUUUGCGACAUUCGCCGUACGGUUGGUUUGAUAAUUUUAUGCAGCUUAGCCAUUUGGAAUGUGCUUCACAUGUUUUA